AUGCAGAACAUGAGUGGACACCCACAGAACAACAAGAUAAACAACAUGGGAAGCGACAUGGUUGCAAGUGGACACAAGGAGAUGGGUUGGGGCGGGAGUAACUUCAUAGCUGGAGUCUUCAUCCAGGCAAUGAAUAAGAAGAUGAGCAUCUAUGAUGCCAUGAUGAGGGCAAUCCUGACGCCAGGCACGGCCCUGGUGCUGCUAGAAGCGCAGGCUGCUUCAGGGUUCCUCACCGACCCGGUGAGGAACAAGAAGUUGUCGGUGAAAGAGGCACUGACUGCUGGACUCAUAGGCAGAGAUUUUUACGAGAAACUCCUGUCGGCAGAGGGAGCCGUGACAGGGUACACGGAGCCGUAUACAGGACACAAGAUCUCCCUCUUCCAGGCUAUGAAGAAAGAGUUCAUAGUGAAAGAGCAUGCAAUCCGCCUGCUUGAGGCCCAGAUCGCCACCGGCGGCAUCAUCGACCCCGUGCACAGUCACCGCAUCCCCGUGGAGGUGGCCUACCAGUGCGGCUACUUUGACCAGGAGAUGUGCCAGUUUCUUUCUAACCCCAAGAAUCAAAGAAGAAGUUGCUUCGACCCCAACACACAUGAGAACCUCACUUAUACACAGCUCCUCCAUCGCUGCAUCCCUGAUCCAGACACGGGGCUUCUCAUGCUUCACAUGAUGGACAAGGGCUCAGUGCUCUACCAGCUGAACAAGGACGCCCGGAAAGCCCUGCAGGCCGCCCGCACCACCGUCAGCGUGGGUAUCUUUGAGGGCCAGAGCGUCACCGUGUGGGAGCUCCUCUUCUCUCGCUACAUCCCAGACCACAGGAGAGAGGAGCUCCUCAGGAAGUACAAGGCAGGGACAGUGACAAUCCCAGAGAUCAUCACCAUCCUCACCACAAUCAUCACCAGGGCAGAAAUGGAAAACAGGGAUCUGAGUUCUUCCACAGCAACACCCAGCAACAAGGAAAAUGGAGAUGUUUUUUCAACAGAAGAUGCAGAACUCAAUAACAUCUUAAAGUCUACCACCAUUGAUGUGCCAGCUGGCGAGUUCCAGGGGAGGCAGGUUUCCGUGUGGGACCUGCUUCACUCCAGGUACAUCCCUGAGGAGAAAAGGCAGGAGCUUCUGGAGUUGUACAGAAGCAAGGUAUUAACCCUGGAGCAGAUGAUAACUGUUGUCACCACUGUCAUUAGAAAAAAAGAAUCUACCAGCAGGAAAUUUCUAGUUGCUGUGAACACUUCCAGCAAGGACACAGGGACAGCCGCAGGAGACAAGGAUGCUCAUUCCCCCAAAGAAGAACCAUGGGAAACAGCCUUGAAAACCACAACCGUCGACAUGGAGGUAGGGGAGUUUCAGGGCCACAAGGUCUCGGUGUGGGACCUGCUCCACUCCAAGUACAUCCCCGAGGAGAACAGAAAGGAGCUGCUGGAGCUGUACCAGGGAGGAGUGUUAACCCUUGAGCAGGUGAAAACCGUCGUCAGCACUAUUGUAAGCAAGGCAGAAGCAGCAAGAGCAGAGCAGUCGGCUAAUGUGAGUGGUCCAAAGGCAGGGAGAACGACAAUCGCAGAAGCUGAGCACACCCAUCUGCAGGAGGACGGGACCUGGGAAGAGACCCUGAGGUCUGCGACAGUUGAGAUGGCAGCAGAUGAGUUCCAGGGGAGGCAGGUUUCCGUGUGGGACCUGCUUCACUCCAGGUACAUCCCUGAGGAGAAAAGGCAGGAGCUUCUGGAGUGGUAUCGUGCGGGGACCCUCCCCAUUCAGGAACUGGUCAGCACCAUCAGCACCACUGCUGCACACAGCAAAGAAAAACACCUUGCUCCCCUUCCCCAGCAGAUAGUGGAUCUCCUCCAGACCGAGGGCUCCUACAUUACUUUUGGCCAGUUCCAGGAGCAGAGGGUGUCGGUGUGGGAACUCCUCUCCACCAAGCAAGUCUCUGAGUACAAACGAGAGGCACACCUCGAUACUUACGGCGCAGGGGGGCUGACUGUGAACAAGAUCACCAUCACCACCACUGUCAUCACAGGCCCCCAGGGUGAGAAGAGCCACCAUCAGCAGCACUAG
Molecule: messenger RNA, 2049 nt
Organism: Struthio camelus australis
Lineage: Eukaryota; Metazoa; Chordata; Aves; Struthioniformes; Struthionidae
Source: RefSeq, a predicted model, not a curated record